UUCUCAGGUUCUAUAAAGAUCCGGUGAACCCCUAUUUGGUCGAACUCUCUAGAAAUCCUUUCAGAUUGGGCAGCAGCUGCUCAGAUUUCGAAGGUUGAGAUAACGCCGCUUUUCAAGAUUUCACAGCUAAAUUCAAAUCUUCUUGUUAGCCUUAGGUAGCCGUCUCAGAUCUCUCCUUCUUGCUGUUCAUCCUUUGUACAACUAACCAGACUUCUUGGAAAAAAGGAUUGGAAGUGAAGAGACAAAUUUUAGUUGGGCAUUCAAGAUUGUGACUUUCUUAUAGUAUUAUAUUGUUAUAAGAUGUACUUCUGGUCAUCAUCUCAUACCAAAAUGCAGGUAUUCAGUUGUAUUUUAUAUCAAAAUGGAUGCCAAGAAGUUUAUCCAGCUGGUCGAGGAGAAGAAGAAGCGGAUGAUGGAGAGGAAAGAAGCCCCUUUGAAAUGGGAGCAAAAAUUGGAAGCUGCAGCCAAGGCUAGAGCUGAUGCUGAAAAGGAGAGAAAGAUGAAGGCCACUAAGCACAAGAAAAGAUCUGUAUCAGGUUCUGGAAGUGAUUGUAGCAGUGACAGCAGCGGUGAUGAAAGGAAGUCAGCUAAAAGGCCCCACAGGAAGCAUAGGAAGCAUAAUCACUCUGACUCAGGCGAUAAUGAGAAGAGGAGGGAUAAGAAAUCCAGACAUAAGUCGAAAAGGAGAUCCUCUGACUCUGGUGAUGAUAGCAGUGGAUGUGAUACUGACUCACAAGAAGAGAGGAGGAGAAAGAAGCAGAGGCAGAAAAAACGAAGGCAUCAUGAUUCAAGAUCAGAUUCUUCUGGUGCUGAUUACUCUGAUGAUGAAAGUGACAUUGAUAUGAGAAGAAGAAAUCGCAUAAAGAGUCACAAGCGCCAUCGGAGAUCUCAUUCUAGUGAUUCAGAAUCUGCAUCUGACGAUGACCAUCCAGGCAGAAAGAGAAACCGUGCAAGGCACCACAAACGUUCUAGACGAUCAGGUUCAAGUGAUUCAGAUUCAUCAAGCGAUGAUGACACUCCAAAGAGGAGCCGUCAUGCGAAACACCAUAAGCAUCAUCGUGGAACCCGUACUCAUGACUCGGUGUCCUUAGAUUCUGAAGAUCAUUGUCGUGACAGGAGCAGAUCUCUAGGGAAGUCAUCUGAUGACGAUUUUGGUAAAGUAGAAAAGCAGAAAAAGCAUCAUCAUCGACAUGGUCAUCACCACCACCGUCAUCAUCAUAACAAUCACAAUCGCAUCCACUCUGACGAAACGCCACUCAAUGAUCAGCAGGCUGGGAAAGCAACAGAAUCAAAUGGAAAAAAUACUCUGCGAGAGGCAAAUAUGGACAAUAGCCAUGAUAAAGCUGUUGAGCAGCAAACUGCUUAAUGGUCCGAGUGCGCCUUCCAAUGGAUUCAUGUGCGCCGUUUCUGUGUUGGUAACUUAGGGUUUUCUGGUUGGUGUUGCUGGAGGCUUGGAAUCUGCAAUUUGUCAAAGAUUAUAUGUUGAACUGCUGCAGCAAAAACCUUUCUGAUUGACAUUUGAAUUUACUGAUUCCGUAUAAAUAUGUAACAGCUUAUCAGCAAUUUAUUCCCUCUCUUUGCUGUGUGGAACAUUUAUUUUAACAAACUGUAAUGGAUGCGUUUAGAUUGAACAAUCAACCUUCUCAUGCGAAUGUCUA
This is a messenger RNA of Coffea eugenioides, 1658 nucleotides long. RefSeq names its product CAX-interacting protein 4. The coding region runs from base 362 to 1366 and encodes 334 amino acids. The transcript is spliced from 3 exons. The record is from RefSeq and is a predicted model, not a curated record. Lineage: Eukaryota; Viridiplantae; Streptophyta; Magnoliopsida; Gentianales; Rubiaceae.